GUACCAAAUGAGAUGCUGGCUCCUAGUUUUGCUCGCCACCCACUUGGGCAAAUUCGGGGAGAUGAAAGCCGAGGCCCAUCUCCGAAUUUCUGCCACUUCCACUCCGGACUCUGACCCCUGAGCACCAGCCACGCUUCACGCACUCAUCUCAGUUCUCCUCACACAUUUUCACUGCACUGCACUGCACUCCUCACUUUGUUCUCUCAGUUUGGUUUCCUCCUGCACGAUUUGCACGAAUUUUGCCAGCACCAGUUUCGUUUUCCUUGUUUUCUGAUUAAAAAUAACUCGAGAGAAAGUAGUUUAUCUCAUUUUUAUCAACUCGACAAUUUGCAUUUUCGAAAAAAAAACACGAGUACGUGCACAUAUUAUUUACGUUUAGUCAGCAGUACAACAGAGUUCAAGCAGCCCAUUUCGGGAGGUUGUAAAUUGUGUCUCCCACGGAGCCAGAGAAAGCUUAUUACUUCAGCCUUAAAGGACUCCUCUAAUCCUCUUAUCUGCUCCCUCAGCUUCAAUUAAUUUACUCAGCCUUCACGUAAUCCCUUAUUACAUUAAAAGACCUGCACUAAUAGCCCUCCCACAGUCGUCGCACAAUUCCCGAUGGUCUUUUUUAAAAGGACAACUACCAGCUCUCCUGUCGUGUGUGCCGAGUGAAUUGAAAUUGUCGCAAAUAAAUUACACUAAUGUGCAUUCUAGUGAAAAAGGAAUACAAAUCGAUCUAAAUUCGGUGUAUUAAGAAAGGCAGAGUGAAUUGAAAUUAUUCAUCCGUAUCACAGACUGCUUUCCAGCAAGAUAAUUACCUGAGUGCGUUGAUGGUCUGCAUAGUCACAAAAAGACCUAAUUCGACGGGUGAAUGAUAAAUAGGGCAAUUUUACACAUUCUAGUUGACAGUGUAAAUAUUGAGGACUGUUCCGAGUGUGGUGCUUAUCAAGCAAGUUUUUAGAUAACACUAGUAAGUAGCACAGUAGUAAUUUAGUAGAACUCGUUCAUUGUGCCAACUUUUUUUUACUUUCAUUUCCAAUCUGCCCUACUCCACGUGCUCGUCUCUCCGGGUAUCGAUACAACAUUGCUGGGUGGUAAAAGCCCCGUUAUGCCAAAUACAGCGACCUGACUAACUCGUGGUGUGUCGCUUGUUUCAUGGUUUGGAGCACUGCAUGGAUUCUCGCCGUUAUUAUUUCUGAAACGCGACUCAUUACUCAUCCUCAGUGUGUGCAUUAGUGAUUCUUCAAUGUACAAGACUCGCGACCUGAAAAUAUUUCAUGAGACUUGAGACAAUCUGCACUCCUCGGCUUGUAAUGUGAGACAUUUUUCUAUGCAAACGUAGCCAAACAACAAGUGAUUCACGACAAUAAUAACGUGACCUUUGCAGCCCUUCAAUUACAACUUGGAUCAGAAGUUGAACAACUUGUGAAAACUUUGGAAAUAUUUUACGCUGUCGGAUUGUAAAACUGAUAUCUUCAUAAAGAACAAAAAGAGUUUCAGCCUGGUUGACAGACUCGAGUAAGUUGCGGGUUUAAUAAGUUGGUGGAAAAACAGCGAGAUUUAUUGAACGUCAAACGACCCCCGAGAACCGAGCAAAUGAGGUUAUACUACUACCAUAACCAUUCUCUGCUCUGAAAUACCACUGUCAUUUGAUCUUUGAUCUCAUUAAUAAGAAUAAAACAAAGUUGACAGAUUUGAGCAAGUUUCCAGCCAUAAUCUUCUCCGCCUAGACCUCCACAGUAUUACACAUACAUAUGCAUGUACAUAUACGUAUAUAUUGCAUAUUGAUGCUUUAGUAGAGCAUCAAUUGACCACCCAGAAAAAGUCAAGUCUCAUUCAGAAUUUUAUUACAUUGUGAAUCCAAUCGAGGAAAUUACAGCUUCGACGAUUUAAAUUAACUCUGGGGUGCAGCAACAAAGGAGGGGACGAUGUAAAUAGAACAUAUCUGUGAUACACAGCUCGCGUGUUUGUUCUUUGUUGCCAACAUCCAGUUAUAUUUAGUCGAGUCUGCAAUAACUGGACAUUUGCAUAGCCGUUGCUUGCUGGACAUCAUUAUGAAUUGAGCGUUUAAAUUGCGUUAGACUGAGCUCUGAUUCUGGCACAAUGCAUUAAAAUUAGAUGAAGUGAUGGACCUUAUUAAAACAGAGGAGAGGAUGUGUUGGAUCGUGUAAAAUAAAUUGAGCUCCCGUCUGCUGUAUUAUUAUGACACUACCACCAUUCAUCCCGUCCUCAGUUGAUGGAUGGGUCCGAAUUGCAAAUUUUAUUGUCAUUUUGACAUCACAUCAUUAAUGUUGGCUUCUGAUCUCGCAGCCACAACCACUUUGUACAUGAUUCUGUGGUGCAAGUAUACCUACUCCUCAUGCUACUCCUCGUUGCUUGCUUAUUGUACUCGUGUAUCCUCCAAGAGAACGACUCAGUGCAUAAUACAAUCCGCUAUGAAUGCAAUGUAACUCAGACGAGAGCUCGCGUUGAAUAGGAAUCGGAUGAAUUUGACGACCCUGCUGUAUUCAAGAGCACAUCAUUUGCGAUUGUGAUUUGUGAGUGAAAUAAAGUAAAGUGAUUGAUAAGUACAAUGGUUAGUAGUCUGCUUAAUGCUGAGCUGAGCUGGAGUCAGUCGUCGCCACUUGACGAUUGUUACUAUUAAUCCAAAUUGCAUGCUUGUCAUUAACCCGACUCUUCAUCAUCGACGCUGCUUACUGCUCAGCACUCCCCUCGAGCCACCAGUUGCAUCCCAAAAACAAGUGAUCCCUUCCCAGUAUUCAGAUAAAGCCAGCGCAACACCAAAUGAAUUCGGCAUUCCAUUCAACUCAUUAAUUGUUUAUGCAAACGGUGCCAAAAUAUUUCCAAAAUAUUUUGAAAACAAAACAAUCUUAGCUGAACGCGAUUCAUUUUGGAAGAGCGUAUGCGAUUGAUACACAUUCCACAGUGCACGACUGAAUAACUAACUGGUGGUCAGGUUCAAUUUCUGAAUUCGUAAAAGUAUUGUAAAAGUGUGAGAGGCGCAAGAAUGUCGCUCCCCGCAAGUCCUGAAAAGCUGGGGACGCCGGCUGCGAGCGACGCGAACGGUGAGACGAAGGAGGCAUCCUGUGGGGGAAACGAUGAGGGGGCCCUGCGGGAGGAAUGUCAAGUGUACCGUUUCCGUUGGGUGGUGCUCAUCCUCUUCGUCGUCUACAGCAUGUCCAACGCCUUUCAGUGGAUUCAAUUCGCCAUCAUCAACGGGCUGGUGGGCCAGUUUUAUGGGGUUUCCGACGGAAUUGUAGACAUGACCAGUAUGAUUUACAUGAUUACGUACAUUCCUCUCAUCUUCCCGGCCAUGUAUUUCCUCGACAGAUUUGGGUUGAGGAAGGCAGUGCUAAUUGGAAGUUUUGGAACGGCGUUGGGGUCAUGGAUAAAAGUUUUCUCCGCCUCGCCGAAUCUGUUUCCGGUGGCCUUCAUUGGCCAGACGGUCGUGGCAGUGUCACAAAUCUUCAUCCUUGGAAUUCCUCCCCUUUUGGCUGCCGUUUGGUUCGGGCCGAGCCAAGUGUCCUCUGCUACGGCCAUCGGAGUCUUUGGAAAUCAGCUUGGUGUCGCAGCGGGGUUCGUACUUCCUCCAAUGCUUAUAAAAAAUGGGACGCAGGAAGAAAUGGCGCACGACUUUCAAGUGAUGUUCAUUGGGACCGGUUGCAUCACUGCUGUUUUAUUCGUCGCUGUAAUUUUCUUGUUCCGGGACAAGCCACCGACGCCACCGAGCAUGUCUCAAAUGGCACUCCUCACGGCUGACAAGGAACCCUACGUCAAUUCCAUCAAGCGAUUGUUCACCAACAAAGGCUACCUUCUGCUCCUCACGAGCUACGGAAUGAACGUCGGCGUCUUCUACGCCAUUUCCACCUUGCUCAGCUCAUUCAUCUUGAAAUAUCAUCCCGGGAAAGAUGAGGAUACUGGAAGAAUUGGAUUUAUGAUUGUCGUGUUUGGAAUGAUGGGCUCUGUCGUAUCCGGCUUAAUUUUGGACAAGACUCGACGAUUCAAAGAAACAACGCUGGUUAUUUAUUUCCUCUCAUUCGUGGGGAUGGUCGUCUACACUUUCUCCCUCCCUCAUGCCAACCACAUUGCGUACAUGUACGUCGUAUUUGCUGCCCUUGGAUUCUUCAUGACUGGAUAUUUGCCAGUGGGCUUCGAAUUUGCUGCCGAGAUCACCUACCCAGAAUCUGAAGGAACUUCUGCCGGAUUGCUAAAUGCAUCAGCACAGGUGUUUGGAAUAAUUCUGACGGCGGUGACUCGGUUGGUGUUCGAGAGCAAGGUUGGAGACUUGGGGGCAAACCUCCUGCUCUGCGGGAUCCUUCUGAUGGGAGUGACAAUGACGGCCCUUAUCAAGGCGGACCUGCGAAGAACGAUGGCGCAAAGGGCGUCCGUGGCCAGCCCGCCCUCCUACGAGAGCAGUGCGACGGUUCCAGAACCUUAAAUUGGCUCGGUUUCAGUGAUGCAAACAUACAAACGCCAACUUCUUGAGAUUAUUUGUUCGAAUGAACCCACCAUGCAUACGUAUUUCACCAAUUUACUCAAUCACUGCUUCAGCUUUGUUCUGCUUUCCCUUUGGCAAUGAAUUGCAGUCACAAAUCUCAUGGAGAGAAUCUCACUUUCAUUAAUUUCAUUGAUCAAAUAUACAUGACAAACAUACUGCGUCCCCAAAUGAACUAAAUACUUAAUCAAAAUCUGAAGGUAGAAAUAAGCAAAGUUUGUAGAUCAAAUUGUAGGCAGAAAAUUAUGUGUGUAUAGCAGACAGGCAUGUUCGAUCUGAUGACUAUAAUGUUUUAGGACAAUAUUAGAAUUAAUCAAACUUGAACAAAUUGGAACAAAAUGUGGACAAUAUAAUCCUGCAAUCGGUAUAAGUACACUAUUUAGUAUUUGCAUAGCUUGCAAUGCUCUGCUAUCUACCUGUCUAACAUAUGUAUGUAAUUAGUUCUAGAUACGUAAACUUUAGGUCCUAGAUUCCGUCAACUCUAUGACUCAAAUCGAUAAUUUAAUCAUUCCAACUUUUGAAUAUAAAUACGUACGUUAGACAAUAAUAAGAAAAAGUUGACAAUAUUUCUGCUCUCUCGCAAGAGAAAGCAUUAUCCAAAUUCCAACACCAACUUAUAAUUCCUGCAACGACAAUAUUACUCUGUACUCGACAAAACGAGCUGUGUUAUACGUCAAAAGCUUUACCCUUAAAUUUAUGAAAAAUGUACUCAAUCAAUCAUUGAUGUUGUUUAAUAGUGAAAAUUUUACAUAUUUUGUUGUGGACUUGUGUAUGUGUACCUCUGACACAGGCCAUUUUACGGGUCGCCAUUACGAGUGGCUGGUACCCACAAAUUUACAAACGUUUCAGAAGGUUGUUCUUGAUCGUGAUUAAUUACAGUUACUACUUUACAGUCAUUACAUGUGUAGCGUGUAGGUUGUGACAGUUUUAGAGCUCACUGAAAAAUACAAACUUGGUAAAAGCAACAGAGUGUGAUACCACUUUUUCAAACGUGCACUACUGGUCGGAUGUUUAAAUUUAUGUAUGCAAAUCUAUGUAUGGUGCUCGAAGGAUAAUAUUCUUGGAAAAUUUAAACGAUAAAAAGAAUCAACACAAUUUCAGCUACAAAUUGCUAUAGUUGUAAACAGCAUGUUUCCAAGUAUGUACAUAGGUACCAAUUUCUUCAGGUACAAGUAAACUUUUGCUUUAAAAGAGUAUUAAUUAAGCGUACUUAUCUGUAAACGUAAAUUCAUUAAUAAAUUACUGUGUCAAUUAUGCUCUCUCUAAAUUUAUUGCUCUCGUCAUGCUAAUUGUUUAUGUUUGUACAUAUAUGCGAAAACUUUGCUUUGUGUGAACAAUAAAAACUUUUUAAUAAGAA
Molecule: messenger RNA, 5831 nt
Organism: Folsomia candida
Lineage: Eukaryota; Metazoa; Arthropoda; Collembola; Entomobryomorpha; Isotomidae
Product: feline leukemia virus subgroup C receptor-related protein 2
Exons: 15
Coding region: 2987-4417 (476 amino acids)
Biological process (GO): transmembrane transport; heme export
Cellular component (GO): membrane
Molecular function (GO): heme binding; heme transmembrane transporter activity
Source: RefSeq, a predicted model, not a curated record